AUGUAUUCUAGCGAAACUAUUGAACCACGAAGCGUACGAUCGGUUAUUGGAAGUGCAAAUGGACGGUCUUCACAAAGGAAAACGAGUAGUAGCAACACAUCCGCUUCUUCACGCUUAUUUAUGAAUGCGGUAAAGGAUGCAAGUAGAAGUUUAAGGACGACAGGAGAGAAACAUGAAGAAAAUGGCACAGAUAGGACAACUAAACGCUCUUAUAGUCCGAGCCAAGAUCAGCCUAAAGACGAUCUAAAAACCAAAGCUCGAAAAGUUGAGAGUGAAUCGAGUAUAGACAAAUACCGUGUGUACGAGACAGAUCAUUCUCAAGAUAAAAUAUCUCGCAUAAAACUUGAACGACAAUCAGGUGAUCAAGGGUUAUAUAAUGUUUUGCAAGAAGAACACGAUCAUAGUAGAUAUGUUAAUGAGCGGCGCCUUUCACAACAAAGUACACGGCAGAUUCAACAACCGAGGAGUGUUUUAGAUCGGUUAGGAAAAAAGGGUGGUUUGAUGACUGCUUACAUCAAUCCUGCAUUUAUUCAAAAUUCCAACGCCACUCCUAUACCUACACAACCCAAUAGCAAUACCACACCAACAUCUAAAAUUUCUCGCUGUAGACAUUGGCCUAAUUGUGAUCUUGGUGUUCAAUGUAAAUUUCAUCAUCCAACAGAAAUUUGUCCUAUGGUUCCUAAUUGCCCAAAUUCACCACGAACUUGCUUGUACAUUCAUCCUGCAAAUCAAGACUUCAACACAUAUGAACAAGGUGGCUUGUAUAGACAAAAUUCAUUUGGCAAUGGCACAGGUGGGCAAAUAGCCUUUGGAAAUCGUUCGGUUGAUCCAAGUUCUUUCGGAUUUGGUCCAAUCGGACAAGAUCCAAUGAAUCAUUUCGUAGUUGGACAGAGCGUGGGAGGAUUUAGCGGAAUGGGACAGAAUGUAUUCGGACCUGGUUCAUUCAAUCAGAAUAACAUUCAACAAAGUUCAUUUGGAACAAGUUUAUAUGGUCAAAAUGCUCUUAAACAAGGUGUUCCUAAUAAAGUUGGAUCUGUACAAGGGUUAAAUAUCCAAGGCCAGCGAGGUACAGAACAGGAACCUAAAUCCGGUGCUGGAUCCGUAAACUCGACAACUUCUAUCACAACGAUCGCUUCAAUCACUACUACUUCUAGAAAUAUUUCUACAGGGACAUCUUCUCAAGAUGCGGACGUUACACCAUUACCGCAAAGUUCCCAAGCUCUUGCAGUUUUAUGCAAAUAUGGUGAACAUUGUGCAAAUCCUAAUUGUAUGUAUGCACAUUCUAGUCCUGCAGCUGUUGGGACUGGUACAGUACCAUCACCUAUAUUGGAUGUGCCUUGCAAAUAUGGAACUGAGCCUGAUUGCGCAUAUUCUCAUCCAAAUGGCAACAAAGAUCACAUACCAAACAUCUCUGAACGUACAUUUGUAUCUGUACCUGACGAGAUGACAGAGAAGAUUAUUCCAUCUAAGAAUAAUAAUGAUGAGUCAUUAGAGGUCAAAGAUGUUGCAGAUAAUGGUGCACAAUCGGAGGAUGCCAAAAAUAAUAAAGAGAAUGAAGUUGGUAAUGAGACUACUAAAAGUAAGGAGACGGAGGAA
Cetraspora pellucida is the source of this 1596-nucleotide messenger RNA. NCBI's taxonomy places the organism in Eukaryota, Fungi, Glomeromycota, Glomeromycetes, Diversisporales, Gigasporaceae. The record is from the annotation of a GenBank genome assembly.